Vidua chalybeata is the source of this 4777-nucleotide messenger RNA. RefSeq names its product ras GTPase-activating protein 1-like. The record is from RefSeq and is a predicted model, not a curated record. Gene Ontology annotation, biological process: regulation of GTPase activity. Gene Ontology annotation, molecular function: protein binding. Lineage: Eukaryota; Metazoa; Chordata; Aves; Passeriformes; Viduidae. The transcript is spliced from 25 exons. Bases 464 to 3403 code for a protein of 979 amino acids.
GAACCCCCAUCUUCUUUAUUAGCUACCUUACGCUCCGCGCUCUGCUGCCUACUCCCUGAAAGAGAUUAAGAUACUAAACGCGCAAGUGCAACUCACCAAUCUGCCCUUUUCUCCGUCGCUAGCUAACUAGCUUCCUCCCCCUUUUCUUCUUUGCCCCACCCAUGCAGUCGCGUGCCCUCGCUGGCUUUUGGGGGAGGGGUGGGGUGAGAGCGUAGAGUUCUAUCUCUGCAAGAGUUGCUCCCCUCGCGGCUGCAGGGGGGUAAAGUAGCAGCGCUGGGGUCUUGAGGAAUUACUCUGGGCACUCAGACGGUUAUUGUUCAGAGCCUGUCUGCUGGAGAAAUCUUCUCCUAGUACUAGCUCCACUCCCUGCAGGCGGAGGCGCGGGGAGGAGGAAGUCGUCGCCACCUCCCCGGAGUGCUGCGUUCGGUGGAGGAGGUGGAGGUAGGAGGAAGUGAGGCUCAACAUGAUGGCGGCCGAGGCCGGGGUUGAGGAGGGCGGCUCGGUUACCGCUGCCGGGAUAGUAGGAACUGUUGGCGGAGCUGAGUCGGAGCACUACCCCACGUUAUGCCGAGGCAAGGAGCUGGGGUCGCAGGGCCCUUUCCUGGCUGGCUCUGGCGGGGACAGCCCGGGCGCUGGCGGUCCGGCGUUGUGCUCGCCGCUGGGGCUCCUGGCGUUAAGCUCCGGGCCUGCCUCUCUGGCCUCCCGAGACGCACUGCCAGAAACUGGACAAAGGCCGGAGGUGUCCGGAGAGGUGCUGCUCCCACCCAAACACAACACUGUCGCCUUUCCCCCGCUGCCGCCGCCGCAACAGCCACCUUCCUUAGCGGGGGGGCUGGGGAUUGUGGAUGAAGGCGACUCGUUGGAUGGGCCCGAGUAUGAAGAGGAGGAGGUGGUCAUCCCGCUCAACGCUCCCCCCACAAAUCAGUGGUAUCAUGGAAAACUCGACAGAACAAUUGCAGAAGAACGUCUUUGGCAAGCGGAAAAACCUGGAAGUUACCUUAUUCGAGAGAGUGAUCGGAGACCGGGUUCAUUUGUGCUUUCAUUCCUUAGUAAAACAAGUGUCAAUCAUUUUAGGAUUAUUGCCAUGUGUGGAGAUUAUUACAUUGGUGGACGUCGCUUUGCUUCACUCUCAGACCUAAUUGGGUAUUACAGUCAUGUGUCUUGUUUGCUGAAGGGGGAAAAACUAUUCUUUCCAGUAGCACCUCCAGAGCCUGUGGAAGAUAGAAGGAGAGUUCGAGCAAUUCUACCUUACACCAAAGUGCCAGAAACUGAUGAAAUAAGUUUCCUUAAAGGAGAUAUGUUUAUUGUGCAUAAUGAAUUGGAAGAUGGUUGGAUGUGGGUUACAAACCUACGGACAGAUGAACAAGGUCUUAUAGUAGAAGACCUGGUAGAAGAAGUGGGAAGAGAAGAAGAUCCACAUGAAGGCAAAAUAUGGUUCCAUGGGAAGAUCUCCAAACAAGAAGCUUACAAUUUGCUGAUGACAGUUGGUCAGGUGUGCAGUUUUCUUGUGCGGCCUUCAGAUAAUACACCUGGUGAUUAUUCACUUUAUUUUCGGACCAGUGAAAAUAUUCAACGUUUUAAAAUAUGUCCAACAUCAAGCAAUCAGUUUAUGAUGGGAGGCAGAUAUUAUAAUAGUAUUGCAGAGAUCAUUGAACAUUAUAGGAAAGAACAGAUUGUUGAAGGAUAUUACCUUGAAGAUCCUGUUCCAAUGCAGCAUCAAGAACAAGUGUUUAAUGAUACAGUCAAUGGAAAAGAAAUCUACAAUACAAUUCGUCGCAAAACAAAGGAUGCUUUUUAUAAAAAUAUUGUCAAAAAAGGAUAUCUUCUUAAAAAAAAUAUUGUGAUGCAAUUUGUUAUGCUGAUCAGUUGGCCAAACUGUUUUCAGAUAGUAGUUCAGCACUUCAGUGAAGAGCAUUACAUCUUUUACUUUGCAGGAGAAACUCAAGAACAAGUGCAGGACUGGAUGAAGGCUUUACAGAUGUUUUGCAGUUUAAGGAAAAACAGUCCAGGGACAUCAAAUAAACGUCUACGUCAGGUCAGCAGUCUUAUCUUGCAUGUAGAAGAAGCUCAUACACUCCCAGUAAAACAUUUUACUAAUCCAUAUUGUAACAUCUACCUGAACAGUGUCCAGGUAGCAAAAACACAUAUCAGGGAAGGUCAGAACCCUGUAUGGUCAGAAGAAUUUGUCUUUGAUGAUCUUUCAUCUGAUAUUAAUAGAUUUGAGAUAAGUCUUAGUAACAAAACAAAGAAAAGUAAAGAUCCAGAUAUAUUGUUUAUGCGUUGCCAAUUAAGCCGAUUACAGAAAGGACAUGCAACAGACGAGUGGUUUCAACUCAGUUCCCAUAUACCACUGAGAGGUAUUGAGCCAGGAUCUUUGCGUGUUCGAGCACGAUAUUCUAUGGAGAAGAUCAUGCCAGAAGAGGAGUACAGUGAGUUUAAAGAGCUCAUACUCCAGAAAGAGAUGCAUGUAGUCUAUGCCUUAUCACAUGUUUGUGGCCAGGAUAGAACACUGUUGGCUGGCAUUUUAUUGAAGAUAUUCCUUCAUGAAAAGCUUGAGUCACUAUUGUUACGAACACUAAAUGACAGGGAAAUAAGCAUGGAAGAUGAAGCUACUACUUUGUUCCGUGCCACCACUUUAGCAAGUACACUUAUGGAGCAAUAUAUGAAAGCCACAGCAACACGUUUUGUUCAUCAUGCACUGAAAGACAGUAUAUUAAAGAUAAUGGAGAGCAAGCAGUCCUGUGAGUUAAAUCCUUCGAAGUUAGAAAAAAAUGAAGAUGUAAACACUAAUUUGGCACAUCUACUCAGUAUACUUUCCGAAUUGGUGGAGAAAAUAUUCAUGGCUGCAGAGAUACUGCCUCCGACGUUGAGAUAUAUUUAUGGAUGCUUGCAGAAGUCUGUUCAGAACAAGUGGCCAGCUAAUACGACAAUGAGAACAAGAGUUGUUAGUGGCUUUGUUUUUCUUCGACUGAUUUGUCCUGCUAUCCUGAACCCAAGGAUGUUUAAUAUCAUCUCAGAUUCUCCUUCGCCUACUGCUGCAAGAACGCUGACACUGGUUGCCAAGUCUGUGCAGAAUUUAGCAAAUCUGGUUGAAUUUGGAGCUAAGGAGCCAUAUAUGGAGGGGGUAAAUCCAUUCAUCAAGAGUAACAAACAUCGCAUGAUCAUGUUUUUAGAUGAACUUGGGAAUGUUCCUGAGCUUCCAGACACUACAGAUUACUCUAGAACUGACUUAUCUCGUUAUCUGGCAGCCUUGCAUGAGAUGUGUGUGGCUCAUUCAGAUGAACUUCGGACACUUAGCAAUGAGCGAGGUGUAAUGCAGCAUGUUCUUAAGAAGCUGUUGGCUAUAACAGAACUGCUUCAACAAAAACAACAUCAAUAUUCACUGUCUAAUAACAUCAGGUAGCAGCCUUCUAACUGAAUUCUGCAUGGAUCCAGCAUGUCUAACAUGGCAACUUACACAGGUAUCACUUUUUUUGCUCUUGCCAAAAAUCGCACACCCUGUCACAUUCCCAGUGAUGUGUGAACUAUGCAAAAAAGAAAACAAAGACUCUUAGCAGAUGUUUGAACCAGCAGCUCUUUAAGCUAUAUGUGCAGGAUAUUUGCACUUUUUUCCACUUGGAACCAGUUUUUACAGCCUCUGAGCCUUGGUGUACAGUUUACCUUUUGCAAAGAAAAUGCUGUGACUGUCGUGAGUUUUGAAAAUUAUUUUGAACACCUAUGUCCUGGGGUGACUUUAUGAUGCUUGUAUCCCCAUUGGUCUGUUUAGCCCAGAAAUACGUUUUGCACCUUUAAGAUUGGUUCUGAGAGGGAAGGGAGGAGGGAGAGAAGACACGCGCAGUUUUCAGAAACUGCACUCACUCCUCCACAUUCCUGCUCCUGGACUGUGUUGUCUGCAGAUGGACAGACAGGGGGACAGAGCUCUCCUUUGCUUUUUAGUUAGUUUUAGCUAGCUGAGGCAGAGAAGUUCCGUAGACUGUAGUUUUUCUUUUUCUUGGAACUGUUUAAACCUGCUCUGGACUGAACACCCAGAAGAGCACUGGCAACUCACACCUGUGGCCCCCCAGGGCCUGGCCUGGGCUGCAGCAUUUCCAGCACCGGAGGGACUGAUAACAGACUGAGUGAGCUGAGCUACAGCCCACAAAGGGGACUUUCUGAGUUUGUCAUCUCUUCGGAGCAGCAAGAGGUUUUAUUUUUUAGUAUUGUUCUUUUUUUUUUGUGCUGGUGAAUGCUUCGCUUGUCAAAUGAAGAGUUUUUUCCACUUUUCUCCAAGGAAAUCUUUUCCUGAACCAUCUGGGGGAGGAGCCACUUGAAUUUGCUUUCUAGAGGAACCCCUUUGCAGGUUUUCUUCCAAAUUUGCCCUAAACCAGGACAGCCUGCAAAUGCCAAAGUUUUUCUGUCUUGUUGGAAAAGAAUUACCAAUUGACAAGGAAAGAUAUGCAUUGUUUUGACAGCUACAUGUAACUGCAUAACAUUUCUUACUGUAAUUUCUGAGUGGUUUCAAUUAUUACGAUUUUGACUUUUUCAGCCACAUAAACAUGUAUUUACAAUUUCCAGAUUUUGACGGUUAUGGUAAGAACAAUCUUUCCUGUAUACUUUUUAUACCAUGCUGUUUCUCUUGCUGGAAUCAUGUCAAAAGAAUAUGCAGAAUGGAUCUUGUCAGCUUUAUUCUUAAUGUGCCACAGAUUCAGUCUCAAUAAUUCUUCCAUCAAGGAUUGUGUAUCCAUCCAAAUAAAUCGCAAUGCUUUUGUAAAAUGUUUACAAAAGUGAACAAUUAGAA